AAACUCAUCCAUUGUCUGCUCACGCUGUCUCACUCACGUAGCCGACUAUCUCCCCUUCCUUUUUUUAUUUCCUCUCUUUCUCUCACACACUAUGGCUAUAGUCUAUACUCUAUACAUUGUCUGCUCACGCCGUCUCAGUCACGAACACUCAGCAAACCAGUAUUCUAGACACAGGAAACGUAGUCUACAUUGAGAAACAGAAUCCUUCGCUUCCCUUCCUACGUUUUCCUAUCAAUAACAAUAACCCACAUCACACACCACCAAACCCAGGAAACCCCCAUCUUCAUCAUCACUGCCUUUCCAAUUCCAAACAAUAUGUUUUUUAAUUUUGCCCCAAUUAUGUGCCCUUUUUCGCCCUUUGCUUCUGUCAGUGUUUUCCUAUCCCACACAGAAAAGAAAAGAACCUUCCCACAUCCCCCUUCUCUCUAUUUUCACAAUUUCACUCACUCUCUAUCUCUUUCUAUACAUCUAUAUCUACCUAUUCUAUCUUUUCUUUAUCUUCAUACAACGCCCCUUCUUUUAUUGCCCUAUUCCGUGUUCACAUCUAUCACCAUAUAUUCAUUUUCCUGUUUUUCACACUUAACCCUCCCUCCCAUCUCUCUUCGGUCGCAAGAUCACACCUUUCGAAAACGGCCCCUCUUUGACUUUCUUUAUCUAAUGUCAAAGAAGAUAAAAGGAGUGAUUUUGGAUCCAUCGACGCCGUAUGCCGUUUCUACGAGCGAGGACGAUAGGGCUACGCUCAAGUAUCGGACUCUUAUGCAGGAUUAUCACGACUGGCAAAAGGAAGUUGAUAUGAUGAGAAGCAGAUUAGAGGUGGGGAAACAGAGGAAGAUGGUUCUCGCUGCUGAAGUUGGGUUUCUGCGGAAAAGAUUUAGUUACUUAGUAAAAAGGAAGACUAAGAAUUCUUUACAGAAAGAAAAACUAGGACAGUUGCCCAUUCUACAUAAGCAAACUAAACAGACUGAGAAACGCGGUAGAAAAGAAGCCACUCAUAGUAUUUCACCCCCAAUUUCAGAAGUUAGAGCGAAGAAGAAACAGUAUGUUAGUAAAGAAGUAGCUUUGCGUGGUACAUCUCCACUCGGGAAGCAUCAUGGGAAAAUGUUAGAUGGUGGAAAAGAUUCUAUUCAGCGCAUUUCAACUAUGAUUCCUGAUUUGAGCCACAAAGUAAGAAUAGACUCCAGGAAAGUUAAUUUGAUGCAGAGCAAGACUCCAUUUUUUGAGUUGAACAUGAAAGGAAGAAUGUAUGAAAAUGGUACAGCUCUGAGCAAUGCAUCCACGGCAUUUAAUUUGAAUAAAGAUGAUAGUUCUAUCGGGAUAGAAUCGCCAUUGCCCAGCCGAGCGCCCAUCUUUGACUUGAAUGAAAUCUCGACAGGUGAUGAGGAUUUCCAGACUGAUAAUGACGCGGUGAAGUAUGACGAAACCAGAAGAAGUUUAAUGAGACAUCCAAAUGACGAAGUACAAAAUGACUUGAUGCUGUCCAUAUGUAGAAAUCCUGGUGAAGGGCCGUCUCGUGUGGGGAAGAGGAAGAUCUCAUGGCAGGAUCCAGUAGCAUUGAGAGUUUGAGUGCCUGUUCGUAAGCUGGAGGCUAUCCAAUCAUCAAGGUAAGGAGGGAGCUUGCUCAGCCUGUAAUGUCGGCUUUCAUUUGCCAUAGCUUUGCUCAUUUUCUGGGAUAAAUACUUACUUACUGAAAAGCACUGCCCUAGAUGGCCAAACUGGAACUAAUUGGUUUCUAGCUAGUUUAGGAUUAUACCAUAUCGUUUGCUUUACUUUCUUCUUGAGCUCCAUAGCUUCUAUUGCUCGAUUAUGUAAAAAAGGACGAUAAGUCUGUGGACGCGCUUAUAUAGAACUAGAGUUCAGAUCCAUUUCUACCAUAAACUUUGUUUAUUUCUGAUGUGAAGCAGAUUAUUCUAUCUAGC
Molecule: messenger RNA, 1916 nt
Organism: Salvia hispanica
Lineage: Eukaryota; Viridiplantae; Streptophyta; Magnoliopsida; Lamiales; Lamiaceae
Source: RefSeq, a predicted model, not a curated record